AAAAGGUGCGGGUUUAUGUGGAGUCAGAUAAGGGAAACAGUGCUGAGGGAAAGAUGUGAAGACGUGAAAACAAGAUCUUCCCAGGAAAGCAUGAGAGCGAAGAGAGGUAUGGUGAAAGACCUCUCUGGGUUGUAUGAUGGAAGGACUGAGAAAGGAAAGAUCAAUAUGCAGCUCUAGGCCCUUCCCAUGGCUCGGUCCCCCCAAAACAGAGGCCUCAACCCUGCUAUGGAAAAUCAAAGACUGCUUCCCCUCCAAUGAGACAACCCCCACACAUCAAACAGAUAAAGAAAACAAUUACAUGGACAGCAGAAGGGCUGUGCUGGAACUGAAAGAUGUCCCUCCUCCUCCUCCGCACCAUACGUCCUCCUCCAAAUCAUCCCAGCCCUUCCCUAUGGCCCCCCUCCCCAUGCUUCCUCCCUGCUUGCCGCCUCCUCAGCUUACACAAGACUCGCUCCAACCACAACAGCCACCACAACAACAAGAGGGGGCUAGCCCCAAAGUAAGCAUUUACACGCACUGUGACUACUGUAGCACAGACAGCUAUGGGUUAUUGGACGGUGGAAGUGUUGUUGGUAGCAGAAGCAGCAUGGCUGGUGUUGUCUCGCUCUAUAUGGCCCCAGGCACUCUGGGAGCACCCAGCAGCAGCAGCAGCAGCCCUGGCCCGGUCUGCUCUGUAUCCUCAUCUGUUCAUCAGUAUAAACAUCACAUGAGCUCUGGAGGUGAAGCUCUUGACCCUUUGCACACUCUUGGUUACAAACCUCAGCUGUCCUCUUCUGUCGCUACCUCUCAGCCAGUUCCAUCACACCUCUCCUGCUGCUCAGGGCUUCUCCACAACUACUCAGCUGGUCCUGUUCCAUGCAGCCAGCCAAACCUGUUCCACUCCCCAGCACCUCUGUCUUCCUCUCUCCCCUGUGUUUCCUCUCUACCCGCUCCCUUGCAUGCCUCUUGCCUGGCCUCUUCUGGCUACUACACCUGUGGUGUGGACUGCUGCCCGUCAGCCAGAAGAGCUCAGAGAAGCACACUGGGUGAUCGCCCAACUACCACCACCAUCACCACUACAACCACCUCGGCGCACUUCUGCUCUAACCCUAUGCACCUCAAUGUAGAACGCACGGUUUGUGUGAAGGGGGCGCACUACUGCCGGCAGUGCGUCUUUAAGCCUGUGAAUGGUCUGUCGUCAGAGUCAGAUGCAAUGUGGCCAAAUGUUCCUAUUCCCCAGACUGCUCCCAUCCCUAUUUGUAAUGGCUGUGGCACUUCCUCUGACGGCAUGAUGAUCAUGCCAUCAAACAACCUUGGCAAGACUGGCCAGAAGUAUGGUUCGCCAGAGAAUGGGGGUCCUGAGAACAUCCCUCCGGUGGGGGUCUUCUGGGACAUUGAGAACUGCAGUGUGCCAAGUGGACGCUCUGCUGGAGCCGUGGUGCAGCGUAUCCGCGGCCGUUUCUUUCAAGGCCACCGUGAGGCCGAAUUCAUAUGCGUCUGUGACAUCAGCAAGGAGAAUAAAGCUGUCAUCCAAGAGCUCAACAACUGCCAGGUUACUGUUGCACACAUCAACGCCACAGCCAAAAAUGCGGCGGAUGACAAGCUUCGGCAGAGCCUGCGCCGCUUCGCUGAGACGCACACCGCACCGGCUACUGUCGUACUCGUAUCCUCGGAUGUGAACUUUGCAAGUGAGCUGAGUGACCUGCGCCAUCGCCACGGUUUCCAGGUUGUCCUUGUUCAUGGCAGCCAUGCAUCUCCAGCGCUGCUGCAGCACGCCAACCGUCACGUGGCCUUCCAGGAGAUUACCGCAGAUCUGCCUCCGCGUAUGCUUGUCAAAGCACAGCCCAGUUUCAACCUCCUCUAUGUGCACAACCUCCCUGUGAACUGUGAUAAGAGCCUGCGGAACGCUGUGAAGCUCAGGCUGCGCCGCCUGUCAGACAACUGUGGCGGCAAGGUGCUGGGUGUGUCCCAGGGCACAGCCGUCCUCCGUUUCGGCAACAAUGAGGCAGCUGCACGCGCCCGCAAGCGAAUGGAAAAUGAGGAUGUGUUUGGCCGCAGAAUCAGCCUCUCCUUCUCCCCGCGGCCCAGAGAUGCUGCGAGUCCAGAGCCUGAGCUUCAGUCUCGGCCCCUUGACUUGCUUCAGCCUAUGACUCUUCCCCACACCAAUCAGAGCCAGGAUUCAAUGUUUGGCCCGCCCCCAUCCAUUUCCUCCUUCUCCUUUCUGCCCCUGGAGAAGCCACGGUCACCCAGGAGGCCACGGCGAGCAAACCGCUCAGGCCACGCCCCUGGCCCAGAGCCUGAAAGGCCCUACAGCCCCAGGAGGGGGUGUAGUGGGCCUCCCGGUGGUGCUCCAGCCAAGCCCCAUCAGGAGCUGGGGAGUGUGAAGGGUUUCCACACCCUGGAGAAAGGACGCGCCUCUUCCUCCUCCCCCCACAGCAACGGAGAGACCUCCCUGCAGAUACUGCCAAAGCCUGGCCUCAUUGGAGAGUCUAUGUACAGGAGAAGAAGAGAGGGCUCCUAUCCCCACAGUGGCACAGAGUCCCCUGUAGAACAAGGGGAUGGGGGCUCAGGGGACUUCCAGAUCAGCACACCCUCAGCCUUCAGCAAGCUGAACCUGCACAGGAGCUUCAGCCCCCUCGUCCUGUCCCAGGGCUCCUGGUCGUCAAGGAGUGCAUCGCCCUGCCUGUCCAGCCGCUCCUCCCCCCUCCUGACUGCCCCUCGGAGCCCGUGUGCUGAAGGAGCUGCCUCUCACUUCUCAGAUGGGGCAGAGGUGCAGGUGGCCAACCUGGACUACAGAAUGUCCCGCAAAGAACUGCAACAGACCCUGCAUGACACCUUCUCCCGUUACGGGCGGGUGAAAGCCGUGGAGCUCAGCCCGCACACGGACUAUCAGAUGAAGGCCACUGUCCAGAUGAUGUCCCUGCAGCAGGCCAUAAGUGCCGUCAGCGGCCUUCACCGCUAUAAGGUCGGAGGCAAGCGCAUUCAGGUGUCUCUGAUCACCGGGGGUGGCAGCAAGUCCCUCACUAUGCUCAGCACAGAGAUCAACCACAUUCUUCAGGACGCACCUGCCAAUUGCCUUCCCCUCUUCAAGUUUACAGAGAUCUAUGAGAAAAAAUACUCCCGUAAGCUUGUGGUGGGGGAUCUGUACAGGCUGCCUGAGGUGGUGGCAGUGCGGGAGCAGGGGGGCUCGAGGCUCGUGUGCUUGCUGCCCAGCAGCCAGAGCCGUCAGAGUCCUCUGGGAUCCUCCCAGUCCCAGGAGGCGUCCUCCUCAACCAGCGGCAGCCCCGUGGUGUUCGAGGAGCUUGAGUACCAUGAACCGGUCUGCAGAGACCACUACACUCAGAGGGACUUCAGUGAGGCUGACUUUGACCCGGACUCCUAUAAAAUCCCGUUCGUUGUGAUGUCUCUGAGCACCUUGGCCUCCGAGGUCCACAGUCUGCUGCAGUCACAUGAGGGAACGCUUCCAUUACUCAGUUUUCCAGACUGCUAUGCAUCAAAGUUCCGCCCUCUGCAGCUGGGCAAUGAGACGCUGCAUGACGGUGUUCCUCUGGAGCACCUCAUCACAUGUGUUCCCAGCAUCACUAUAGUCACGGCUCAGAACGGCUUCAAAGUCAUCAAGUGGAUCCACAACAAACCGCCAGCCUCGAACUCCGAGCCGUGGAUUCAGCGCUGCAAGAGUCCCGUCGGAAACCCACAGCUCAUCCAAUUCAGCCGAGAGAUUAUCGACCUGUUGAAGAGUCAGCCUUGCUGCAUCAUGCCCAUGAGCAAGUUCAUACCCUCCUACCACCAUCACUUUGCCAAGCAGUGCCGCGUCUCCGACUACGGCUACUCCAAACUGCUGGAGCUCCUGGAGGCCGUGCCGCACGUCCUGCAGAUUUUGGGCAUGGGUACCAAGCGUUUACUGACUCUGACUCACCGUGCUCAAGUGAAGCGCUUCACCCAGGACCUGCUCAAACUGCUUAAAUUUCAAGCCAGCAAACAAGUGGCCAUCAAGGACUUCAUGCAGGCAUACCAUUGGUGCUUCUCCAGAGACUGGAAGGUAGUUGACUACGGCAUAUGUGACCUGGUGGACCUACUGACGGAGAUCCCCGAAACCACCAUCACUAUCACACAUCAGGACACGGAUACAGUCAUCUCUGUUCCCAAGAGAGAACGCACUAUGGACGAAAUGGAGCGCACUAAGCAGUUUGGAAAGGAGGUGGUGGACCUCCUCCGUCACCAGCCUCACUGCCGGAUGGCCUUCAGUAAGUUCAUCCCCACCUACCACCAUCACUUCGGCCGUCAGUGCAAGCUCAGCUACUACGGCUUCACCAAACUCAUGGAGCUCUUCGAGGCAAUCCCCAACAUACUGAUGGUGUUGGAGUGUGGAGAGGAGAAAGUGCUUACUCUGACAGAAGUGGAGCGCAUCAAGGCUCUGGCAGCGCAGCUAGUGAAGCUGCUGCGCGCUCAGAAGAACUCCAGCCUUCCCGUCAGCCAGCUGCUCACAGAGUACAGCAAGACCUUUGGUUACGGCCUCCGCCUGCAGGACUACGAUGCCAGCUCCCUGCCCGCUCUGCUGAUCAAACUCUGCCACGUCGUCAAGUUGGUUGAUGGCUCGACGGGUCGGGAGGUUCAGCUCAUCAACAGGAAGUCUCUGCGCUCGCUCACCUCCCAGCUGCUGUCCCUGCUCAUGUCCCAAGAGGAGGAGCAGGUCAGCCGGGGGCUCAGGGUGGAGGAGCUGAGCCAGCAUUACCUGACUGCCCACAGAGCCACGCUCAACCCGUGUGAAUACGGCUUCCUCUCCCUCAGCGAGCUGCUCAAGAGCCUGCCCUACUUGGUGGAGCUGUACCUUGAAGAGAGUGAGGACUCUGCCAGUGUUUGUGAUGAGGAGCGGGUGAGGCUGACCAGGCUGUACCAGUUUGCCCGCAACGUCCGCAGCCUGCUCCACACCUACCACUACAACCAGAUCUUCCUCACCGAGUUCCAGGGGGCUUACAACAAAUUCACAGGCCACAGCCUCGAGCCCCGCUCCUACGGAUACAUCGGGAUCGACGAUCUGCUCAGCGCCAUUCCACAGGUGGUCUGGAUCAAAGGGCACGGGCACAAGAGGAUUAUCGUUAUGAAGAACGAUAUGAAAGUAAGGGCAAGCUAUUCAGUUCCCAGCAGCCCGCAGCUAGGAGAGAACACGGAGAGCCCGAGAGAUAGCCCCAUAAGCAACACGACUUCAGGAACCCAGAGUCCAGGUUGUGAUGUAGCAUCAGCGUCGGAGCUGCUGUGUCUCACUUCCCCCGACGACCUGCUCUGUGGUCCUGUACCCUCCUGCCUGCCCUCCCCUCAGCUCCACCCAGACCCCAUCCUCCUCCUCCAGGAGAAGGACCUGAUUCACUUUGAGGAGAAAACCCCACCACCAGAGAGCGGUGAUCCUGACGCUGCCGACGAGUCUGCAGUCCCCAAACCUGACAUGAAGCUCCCCCUGUCCACAGACAGUCCCGGCAGGAGAGCCACGCGCAGCAGAAUUAGACUCGCUGCCAACUUCUCCUUCAUGGCAGGCCUCUGAUCCUCCUCAUACUAACACACACACAGCAAUACUACAUCACACAGUUUAACUCUUAAUCAAAGAGUUGAGCGGCGACACUGAACACACCACACAGCCGAAGAGCGUAAGGCUGCUGCUUUCCUCUCUCCUCAUCGGCCAUCUUUGUUGUCUUUGGUUUGCUAAUUUCACAAUCAUUCUGUGAUUCUGAGGAUGUCCACCACGCUUCGUCUUGCAGACUUCCUGCAGUUCUUUUAUUUGCCAAAUGAACUUACUGUAACAUGUUUGAUUUCUCAAGGUCAACUUACCGUUUCUGUGAAGUCUAAAUAGGAGUUGCCACUGCAGAGUAUAAGAUAAUGGGAGAAAAGCUAGGGAUAAAGAACUGUCUUCUAUGUUAAAUCCAACAAAUGUAGUUUUAUGAAAUUAGAAAAUUACGAAGAGAUGUUUUGUUCAAUCAGCAGUCAACCUUCAUUUAUACAUCCUUGCUGGAUCCCCUAAGACGGAGCAUUUCAUUUAUUCAUUUUUAAACUCCUUUCAGAUUUUGUGAGACUUUGCUUUUUAGGUAACCGUAGAUAUGUCAACAGAACUGGCUGCUGAGCACCAGCGAACACAUGGGUGAAGUUUCCAAACGGGUCGCUUCUCUUUGAGGUAUUUUCUCUUCUUUGUUAGGUAGCCUCAGGACAGUAUUUUCAGUUCCUUUUAUAUAAAACGCAGAGUAUUUAUUAGUCUGUGGAAGCCCGAGUGUGUGGUGUAUUUUGAUGACAUAUGAGUUAACUAUUCAGAUUGUGGCUUAAUUUAUAAGAAGCCAUCAGCUUUUGAACGGUUGACGGCGAGGUUUUGAUUAAUAUUGUGAUUUAAAAUCUGCUCUCAGGAAUUUGUAUUCUUGUUGUAUUUGACCUUAUUUAUUGCAAAGAUUUUGGCUCUUCUCUGAAGGUCCUCUCCUGAAGACCUGAAACGAGGGGGGGGGGGGGAAAAAGUGGCUCUCUAAUACUCGGGGGGUCGAGAUUUGUGCUGGGGUGGCAGGAACUGAGAUGUACAACUUUAGCCAGCAGUUUGUUUUGUUUUAGCUGCGGUUUGUCUGUGGGGCUUACACCAGAGUAGGUGGUGUGAAAUAUGCAUGGUGUGCAUAAGUGAGUUUAUGCAAGGUGUAAGCCCGGGAGGAGCAGGCGAAGGACCGGUCUUUAAGAUCAGACUUUUAUUUCCAACGUGUUUUAGGAAUCUUGGAGUCGGACUCACCCCCUGCCUCAAAAACGCUCAAGGUUUCUAGAGUUAACCUUGUCGCUGGUCAGUCUGUGGGGGGGGGCGUCUACUGCCUGAGUCCGUGGGGAGCGGCGAGCACUCCCCGAGUUUUUUGAUUUUUAACGACGAGGUGAUUGGUUGUGAGAUGGAAAUAGAUUGGAUGGGGAGGCGGUAGGCUGUUUUUGUGGAGCACCACGGGGGCUCUGGGCGGCCUCCUGAAGAGACGACGUGCACACAGAGGACCCUCUGCGGCUCUCUGGAACCUGCCGGGCUUUUACAAUGGCUUGUAUUUGCCGCGGUGCCAAAGGAAUCGACAUCUCCCCCCAUUCCCCUACCCCCUGCAUCUCACAUAGUUUUUACUUACCGAUGUGUGUUGGUUUCUCCGUUUUUCCUAAAGUGUUUGCUGGAUGCCCUAUUGCCACCCAAAAAGUCGGCUGCCGUGACGUUAAGCCCGACCGCUGAAGUCUAAAGGUUGUUUGUGUCCGGAGAAAAGGGUUAAACAAAAUGGGUAAUAGCCCAUUUAAUCAGUUUCUGUCCAGGUUCGGUCACCUCCUCAGCCAGGGUUAGUAAUUUUGUUUGUCGGACUUGGUUUGGAUUUAAAAAGCCUUUUUAAGCUGAGAUUUCCACCUGCUGACUCGCCAAAAUGUCAGAAAUGUUUUUAAUCGGGGCUGUUCGGGAUCUCAACUGCAUUGUUUUACUGACCGUCUGGAAACUUCUUUACAUUACGGAACAAGCAGAUUAGAAUAAUUAAUUAUUUAGAAUUGUUGUCGAAAAGGGGCUGAAAAUGCUCAAUGAAAAAUGUCUAGGUUUAAUGAAGCAGCAAGGAUGUUACUUUUGAGACUUUGGCCGAACCCUAGCUCUCCCUCAGUACUGCAGUGGCACCUGACCCAUUUUAUUCACUUCUGUUUAGCUUUCCCUUCCUCUCUGUUUUUGUUACAUCACUGAAAAGCUAUUGUACCUGUCAAAAUAUGCACUUUUGCAUAGUUUUGGUUCAUGAAAUACUGUGAAAUUAGCUAAUGGACUUGGAGGAGUUGAAUGUGUUUUUGUGUCUUUAUUAUUCUGUUUUCACGGUGCACUACAACAAAAUGUGUCCUUUAUUCAGCAGUGUCGUUACAACUCUUGCCUUGUGAUUAUUUUUUGUUUAAUGUUCCCCCCCCCCCUUCCUUAAACUGCCUCACUGCACCAGAAGUCGCUGUGAAAGUCUAACGUUGUUAUAAAGGGACCAAAAAAAGAUUUCUGUUAAUAAAUUUCACAAGCAUCAAA
Eleginops maclovinus (Patagonian blennie) is the source of this 7993-nucleotide messenger RNA. RefSeq names its product meiosis regulator and mRNA stability factor 1. Gene Ontology annotation, cellular component: cytoplasm; peroxisome. The coding region runs from base 134 to 5515 and encodes 1793 amino acids. The record is from RefSeq and is a predicted model, not a curated record. Lineage: Eukaryota; Metazoa; Chordata; Actinopteri; Perciformes; Eleginopidae. Gene Ontology annotation, biological process: regulation of gene expression. Gene Ontology annotation, molecular function: CCR4-NOT complex binding; RNA binding; RNA nuclease activity. The transcript is spliced from 27 exons.